Molecule: messenger RNA, 2217 nt
Organism: Carya illinoinensis
Lineage: Eukaryota; Viridiplantae; Streptophyta; Magnoliopsida; Fagales; Juglandaceae
Product: rRNA biogenesis protein RRP5-like
Exons: 12
Coding region: 154-2010 (618 amino acids)
Biological process (GO): rRNA processing
Cellular component (GO): nucleus; nucleolus; small-subunit processome
Molecular function (GO): protein binding; RNA binding
Source: RefSeq, a predicted model, not a curated record
ACACUCCAGUUCCUGGAUUUCAUAAAAGUGACAGCUUGGUUAUUAAUCUUGGGAGAGCGCGGUGUGACAUAGGAAACCUGAUAGAUACUAUAAUUUUUCUAAGCCUUGGCCGUAUUCCUUAUCCAGGUUGACAGGUUGCAAUCACGGGAUUCCAUGGCUUCUGAGUUGAAGUGGAUUGAAGGAAUCAGCAUUGGCAGUGUCAUCGAGGGAAAAAUUCAGGAGAUAAAGGAUGUUGGAGUUGUUGUCAGCUUUGAGAAGUAUGGGGACGUUUUUGGUUUCAUUACCCGCUAUCAAUUAGGGGGAACCACUGUGGCAACAGGCUCACUAGUUCAAGCCGUAGUUCUUGAUGUUGCCGUGGCAGAACGCCUAGUUGAUUUAUCUCUAAAGCCAGAAUUUUUUGGUGAAUCCAGAGGAAGAAGUUUAAAAAACCAAUCUCAUAAGAAACGCAGAAAAGAACCAUCCAUGGACUUGGAAAUGCAUCAAACAGUAACUGCAAUUGUGGAAAUUGUGAAAGAGAAUUACUUGGUCCUUUCAGUACCAGAAUGUGAUCAUGCCGUAGGAUAUGCAUCGUUAUCUGACUAUAACAGUCAAAAGUUCCCUCAGAAACAAUUUCUGAAUGGACAAAGCGUCAUUGCCACUGUUAUUGCUCGUCCAAGCCCUUCAACGUUUGGGAGGUUGCUUUUGUUUCUUAAUAAGAUGAGUCAGGCCAGUGAGGCAUCCAGUUCAAAAAGAGCCAGAAAGAAGUCUAGCUUUAAAGUGGGAUCACUGGGUCAUGCGGAGGUGGAUGAACAAAGACACCGAAUAUCUCUUGGGAUGAAAGAUUCUUAUAUGGGGGACACGAUUGAUUUACAACUACCCUCACAACAAGAGCCUGAUGAAAGCAUUAGAGAUAAUGAUUUUACUGAGUUGCUAACGUUUCCUGGUGGCAGUUUACUAGGGGAUCAGAAUAUGGAUACUGAAGGUGAAAAUGGAGACUGCCCAAUUCUUGCGCAAGCACAAUUGAGGGCUUCCAUUCCUCCACUUGACAUCAGUCUUGAUGACAUUGAUCCCAAUAUGGAUAAGUUAGUAGGUCAAGAUCAAGGGAAUAUUGAUGAGGCAGGCACUGUAAAUGAAAGGAACAAGAAAAAAGCAAAUAAAAAGGCAAAGAAAGAGAGAGAGCAAGAAAUUAGGGCUGCUGAGGAAAGACUAGUGAAGAAUGAUAUACCAAGAACUGCUGAUGAAUUUGAAAAAGUGGUUAGAAGCUCUCCUAAUAGCAGUUUUGUUUGGAUAAAGUACAUGGCUUUCAUGCUCUCUAUGGCUGAUGCCAAGAAAGCCCGUUUUAUUGCUGAAAGGGCCUUGAACACAAUAAACUUCCGAGAAGAGAACGAGAAGUUCAAUAUUUGGGUGGCAUAUAUUAAUUUGGAAAAUAAAUACGGAAAUCCUCCACAGGAAGCUGUUAUGAAAGUAUUCCAGAGAGCUUUGCAGUAUAAUGAUCCAGAAAAGGUUUAUCUAGCACUUCUGGGAAUGUAUGAAAGGACUGAGCAACAUAAAUUGGCUGAUGAGCUUCUUGACAAAAUGAUCAAGAAGUUCAAGCAUUCCUGCCAGGUUUGGUUAAGACGGGUACAAAGGACCUUGAAGCAACAACAGGACGAGGUUCAGCCUGUUGUAAGUCGUGCCUUAUUAAGCCUUCCCCGCAAAGAGCAUAUCGACUUUAUCAAACAGACUGCUAUACUUGAAUUCAAAUGCGGUGUUCCUGAUAGAGGAAGAUCCAUGUUUGAAAAAAUUCUGCGCGAGAGCCCAAAGAGAACAGAUUUGUGGAGCGUUUAUCUCGAUCAAGAGAUUCGACUUGGAGAUGUGGAUAUGAUACGUCAACUCUUUGAGAGGGCAAUCAGUUUGAACCUCAAGAAUGGAAACAUGAACUUCUUAUUCAAUAAGUUUCUUAAAUACGAGAAUUCUAAGGGUGAUGAAGAAAGAAUCGAAUAUGUAAAAAGGCAGGCAAUGGAGUACAUACGUCAGAGCAACCUGGCCUAAUUUUUUUCUUCCGAUCUGAACUUUGAUUGGCGGAUGUUCUCUAUUCGAAUAGUUAGGUUUUUAUGAGCGUAAUGCGUAUUCUGGUUCAAAUGUUCUAGACUUCUAGUUGUCUGUUUGUUGGCUGGAAUAUUUAUAUUUUUUAAGAAAAUAUUGACUCAUGUACAAAAGUGAUGACUGUUUGAAAAUUGAAAUAGGGAUGUGACUUUU